Messenger RNA from Pristis pectinata (smalltooth sawfish), 5463 nucleotides. It is a transcript of the gene wnt5b, whose product is annotated as wingless-type MMTV integration site family, member 5b. NCBI's taxonomy places the organism in Eukaryota, Metazoa, Chordata, Chondrichthyes, Rhinopristiformes, Pristidae. Gene Ontology annotation, cellular component: extracellular region. The coding region runs from base 1250 to 2404 and encodes 384 amino acids. The transcript has 5 exons. Gene Ontology annotation, biological process: canonical Wnt signaling pathway; cell fate commitment; multicellular organism development. The record is from RefSeq and is a predicted model, not a curated record. Gene Ontology annotation, molecular function: cytokine activity; frizzled binding.
GGCUCAGGUAGCAGCGUUGAGCCGUGUUUAGUUGGAGUCAGCGAGCAGCCCCUUGCGAAUCGGCUCUGCUCCACUGAAGUAGCUUGACCUCCAGCCGCCGGGCUCGUCACACAGGAGGCGGAGGAGAGGACAAUGUCUCCUGCACAAAGAUCGAACUGUACCGACUCGAACUUCCACUGAUCCAAAGGAGAGAGAGAAAUCGCGCCAGUUAGAUAAAGGAGGGGAUUAAAAUACAGGAAAAAAAAGUUGCUGCAAACUCCUACGAAACUUUGCAGAAGUUUCCAUCCUCAGCUAUCAGUGCACCUCGGAGUUAAAUCCGGAGCUGGCUGCAAGUGACCGUCAACCGAACGCAAUUCUUUCAGUGUUGGAUGUGUUACUUGGUCGAACUGAGGUGAACCAAAAUAACCCGUUAGUGCAAACAGGGAACUCGAGAAGGGACCCAAGUGAUCGCAGCUCGGUGCUUUGGAAGUAGGGAUUGAAUAGGUUUAUUGUAGCUAGAAAGGGGUUGCCUAAAACAAAGCGGAAUCGGCGAGAGAAGGUACUUGUGGGCGCCGUGUGAGCUUUUCCAAGUAGGUUCACGCGUUCCACAUUUUCUUCUCCAAUUCAUGUGACAGCCGACCGUGAAAUGGCUGAACCGCGCUGCAACCGAGCCAGGCUCUGACAGACAAGUCUGACAGACUGAAACCCCCGCACUGCACCGAAGUGAUGAAGUGACACUCGAUUUGAAAAGAAAUUAGCGCUGCUCCUCAGACAUCGUGCGAGGCCGAAAGGAAGGUACAAUAUUAAUGAAACUUAAAAUACAAGAUUCAAAGCUCGAAAAGCCAAAACACUAACCUGUAAUAAGGCAGGAGUGGGAUAAAAAGGCUCCAAGACGGAAAGUGUCAGAUUUGGAGGUAAAAAAAAGCCCACAGUAGGAAGGGACAGAGAUUGGCCGAAUGCGUGAGGGGGAAGUGAGAACAAGAGGAGCUGUUGGAAGUAGUGGCAGAGGGCACGAGUUUCUAUGUGCUGGUGUUGCUCUGGGAUUAUGGCUCUAAACCUGAAAGAGUUUCAAUAACAGGUGCAACAUGCUCACACAAGCCAGCUCCGGUCCUCUUACUGUCUCGGAAUCCUGAGAACCAACUGCUCCGUGCUGACUCCGUGGGCAUCUUCAUCCUAAGAGUUUUAUUGCCAACCAAUACACUGCUUUCCAAGAAAAGAAUUCUGAUUGGCUUCAAAAGCCUGGAAAUUUACCAGUAACUCGGAGCUGAAAAUGCAGAGUGCGGUGGCGGUGCGAUUGCUGGCCCAGGGAGCGCUCCAUGCUGGUGUUACCCCGGCCAGGCUGACCAUGACUGGCCUUCACCUUCUGUUGGCUGCCGCGUUGCUAUCCAGCUUUUCCCAGGGUCUGGUUCAGGCAAACUCUUGGUGGUCUUUGGCUAUGAACCCAAUUCAACGGCCUGAGAUGUAUAUAAUUGGCGCCCAACCUCUCUGCAGUCAACUGAACGGUCUCUCGCAGGGGCAGAGGAAAUUAUGCCAGUUGUACCAAGAUCAUAUGGUUUACAUCGGAGAAGGGGCAAAAACGGGUAUCAAGGAAUGCCAAUACCAGUUCAGACAGAGGCGAUGGAACUGCAGCACCGUAGAUAACACCUCCGUGUUUGGAAGGGUAAUGCAGAUAGGGAGCCGGGAGACUGCUUUCACUUAUUCUAUAUCAGCAGCAGGAGUUGUGAAUGCAAUAAGUCGAGCAUGUCGCGAAGGGGAGCUCUCGACCUGUGGGUGCAGCCGUGCUGCCAGACCCAAAGAUCUUCCCCGAGAUUGGCUGUGGGGUGGCUGUGGGGACAAUGCAGAAUAUGGCUACAGGUUUGCCAAAGAAUUUGUGGAUGCCAGAGAGAGGGAGAAAAAUUACCCCAAAGGCUCAGAAGAUCAUGCCAGGACGCUAAUGAACCUGCAGAACAAUGAAGCUGGCAGGAGGGCUGUGUAUAAUCUGGCAGAUGUGGCAUGCAAAUGCCAUGGCGUUUCUGGCUCCUGCAGCCUGAAGACAUGUUGGCUUCAAUUAGCUGAUUUCCGGAAGGUGGGUGAUCUGCUGAAAGAAAAGUAUGACAGUGCAGCUGCCAUGAAAAUCAACCGCAAAGGGAAGCUGGAACUGGUAAACAGUCGCUUCAAUCCUCCCACUGCAGAUGAUCUUGUUUAUCUUGACCAGAGCCCUGACUAUUGUGUGAAGAAUGAGACCACGGGCUCACUAGGCACAACAGGCCGCCUUUGUAACAAGACCUCUGAGGGAAUGGAUGGCUGUGAGCUAAUGUGUUGUGGACGGGGUUAUGACCAGUUCAAGACCGUGCAAGUCGAAAGAUGCCAUUGUAAAUUCCAUUGGUGCUGCUAUGUCAAAUGCAAAAAGUGCACCCAAAUAGUUGAUCAGUUUGUUUGCAAAUAAUUUAACUCAAAAAAACCCUUCUGUUGUAAUGAGUGCCCGGAAAGUCUACACUUAUCCAAGCACUACUGCUAAUAUGGUGAAUGUAUGCAUCCUCAGACUUCAGAAGAGAAACAGAAUCACUUACCAGAUAAAAUGAACAGCUUUAUAAUCACUUCUAAAAGAAUAUAUAUAUAUAUAUAAAAUUAACUGGAUCUAGUUACUGCACUCUGCCUUUAGCCUCUCUGGCUCUCCUUGUACAAUGUAUAUGAGUGUAGCAUUAAUGACCAAGUCUUGUCUGCUGACUAUUUAUUGAAGAUGAGGUCACAAAAUUUUGCAUUCUGACCUAAUUUAAUUCAGUUUUGAAAGCUAGCUUUUGUCUUUUUCUCCCAUCAGCAUUUUUACCAGCUAUUUCAGUAAAGUACCAUAUCCGUUGUAAAUAAGCAUAACAACCUUAACACCAAUAGCUGGGACUGCUCACAAACAAGGAAACCUACAAGUGAACUUAAAGAGAAAGGAAAAAGAUCCUGUAAGGUGUGGGUAUCAGUUUACUUAAUUCAUUUUAAGUUGCUUAAUAAUUUUCUCUUUCAAAUAGCUGUAAGUGUAUAUUGUAUUUUGCGACCUAAUAACCUGCACUGUUGUUUUGCAAAAUUUAUUAUCCAUCUUUGCAAGGUACUUGUAUACUUUUAACUUACAUUCUGCACAAAUGUGUAUAUAUGCUUGUACUUAAAAUAUGUGCCAGAAUGAAAACAGGCAUGUCACUACUCUUAUACCGCAAUUUCGAUUUGUGCAAAGAUACAUAUUUUAAGAUUAAAUAUCUUUUGGUUGCAUAGAAUGUUAUAAAUAUUAUUUCUCUUUAAUAAUAGUUAAAAUUUAAAAGUGGAAACACACAGCUUUAAAAUAAAAUGUGUGGAGAUUGGGAAUACUACGUUUGUGGGAAUAAAACCAAAUGAAAAAGCAUACUCAAUAAAAAAUAUUCUCAGAAAGCUAAAACUCAAAUGCUGGCUGCCCUAAAACAACAGAACCAUCUUUUCAUUUGUCUAUCUGUUGACUUUGAAUGAGACUUAAUAAAUUAAAUAUAUCAAUGAUGCAUUAAAUUUAUUAAUUUUUGUCAGUUUUCCUCAACUGAUGAUGGAUAGUAAGUUCUAAAAGUAUAAAUGAGAACCUGUACAUACCAAGUUCAUAGAACCAUGGAGCAGGAGUAGGUUACUUGGCCCUUUAAGCCUGAUGUAUCAUUCAAUAUGAUUACCAUAUUACCAUUUUACUGCUUGCUCUCCAUACCCCAAGUUGCCUUUUGUGUCCAGAAAUCUAUAUUUCUCCUUACUUGGCUUUCUGUGGUAGAGAAUUCCACAAGUUCACCACCCCUUGAAUGAAGAUAUUUCUCCCUAUCUCAGGCCUAAAUGUUAUACCCACUACCCUGAGACUUACACCCCACUUGCCGGGCAAACAACCUGCAUCUAGCUACUUCAUCCCUGUUAGGAUUUUGUACGUUUCAUUGAAAUCUCUCAUUCUUCUAAACUCUUGUGAAUAAAGGCCAGUCAACCCAAUCUCUCCUCAUACGGCAGUCCAACCACCCCAGAUUUCAGUCUGAUAAGCCUUCCUCAAUAGCAUAGAUACCCUUUCUUAGUGUGGGAGACCAAAAUGGCACACAAUACUGCAGAUGUGCUCACUAGCUGUGUAAUUGUAGUAAGACAACUUUGCUUCUGUAUGCAAAACCCUUGCCUUCUUUCCUCUUUGCUUCACCUGCAUGUUGGCAUUCAGUGACCAGUGUACAUGAACACCCUUUGUCCAUCAACAUAUCUCAAUCCAUUGCUAUUUAAAUAAUGCUUUGCUUUCUAUUUUUCCCAGCAAAGUUGAUAACAUCAUAUUUUUUCAUGUUAUACUACAUCUGCCAUGUAUUUGCCCACUCAUCAACUUGUCUAAAUUGUCUUGAAGUCUCUUUAUGUCAUCCUCACAACCCCAUCCAGUUUAAUGUUAUUGGCAAACUUAGGAACGUUACAUUUGAUUCCCGCAGCCAAAUCAUUCAAUGGGUGCCGCGAAUAGCUGGGGCCCAGGCACUGAUCCCUGUGUAACCCUCUGCCACCCUGAAAUCAUUUAUUCCUACUCUCUGCUUCCUGAUUGUCAACCAAUUUUCAAUCUAUGCCGGUAUAUUAACCCCAAUCCCGUGUGCUUUAAUUAUGCAAACUAACAUUUUAUGUAGAAGUUUAUCAAUGGCCUUCUAAAAAAUUCAAAUACACCAAAUUAUCUGGUUUUCCCUUAUCUAUUCUUCUCCUUAAAAACUCCAAUGAAUUUGUCAAACACUAUUUCCCUUUCAUAAAUCAAUGUGGACUUUGUCUAAUCCCACUGAUACUUUCUAAGUGUUCAUGACAUCCUUUAUAAUCGCCUUUAGCAUUUACCUCACUGCUAACAUUAGGCUAGCCAGACUGCAGUUUUCUGCUUUCUCUCAAUUCUUAUGUAAUUAUUAGGGUUAUCAUUGCCACCUUCCAAUCUGCAGGAACUAUUUCUCAGUGUAUUGAAUUUUGAAAGAUGAUAACCAAUGUAUCAAUUAUUUCUAUGGCUACGUCUUUUAGUACUCUGGAAUACAGCUGUGGAUUUAUGGGCUUAGCGUCUCUGGCAUUUCCCCCACCCACCCCAUUUCACUUCUUUUCCUUUAUUUUGGAUGGAAUAUUUGUGACAUCUGGUAACCACACACCUAUAUGUUAAUGCACUAUUUGCAAAAUGUUUGAAAUUGGUUGAAAGAAUGAAAGAAAUGUUCAACGGUUGUGGAAAUUGAUUGAAGAAGUCUUUUUACAGUUUAAUUGUUUACAUUGUAUUGGAAUGAUGAGGUAUUUCUAUUUAACAAUAUGUUGUUAUCUCAUGUAUCUGCAUUUCAUUUCAAUGCAAGAAACACAUAAGCCAUUCACUUGUGUCACCGUCUAGAUCUAAAGUAAAAAUUGUAAUGAUACUUUUUAAUUAACACAGGUUUGGUAGCUAUAAAUUAUUUAACAUAAAGUCUAAUUAGAUAACAACCCUUUCUUCACUGCAAAGUUUCUUAAAAUGGCAUUCUUACCUCAAACAACUAUAAUAAAGAUUUUGGAGAAUUC